Molecule: messenger RNA, 660 nt
Organism: Enterospora canceri
Lineage: Eukaryota; Fungi; Microsporidia; Enterocytozoonidae
Source: the annotation of a GenBank genome assembly
AUGAAUUUGAUUUUAGUUAUCCUUGGUGCAUUGUGUAGUCUAAUUAGAGGAUCAGCCAAUACCAUUGAAUCACUGUUGCUAAAAGAAGAAAUUCUACUUGAAAGAAAUAAAAUACUGAUAAGGGAAGUUGAGGUUUCAAAGAUGAAUGAGAAACUACCAGUAGCAGAGUUAAAAGUGGUAUUUAAUAAUGCUAGAGCGGCGGAAUUUGAUUUAAACAAACUCACAGUAAACAAGUUGGAACUUGAAGUUAUGGAACCAAUUCUAAACAAUAUGGUGAAUUGCUGUAUGAUGUUAACUGAAAGAAACAAUACUACUAAAGACUCUAAUUUCAGCAUUACAAUCAUCGACAGCAAAUUGAGAGAAAAAGUAACAAGAAGUCUCAAAACACUAAAUAUGAUUCCCGUGUUCAUAACAACACAGGAUUGUAAAGUAGCAUGCCAGGUUGCAUUAUUGAGAGUCAAAUAUCAAUUAAAGCAACUAGAACCAAAACUUAGAGAACUAAAUGAGGUAAAGAAAGAGAAAGAUAGGUUAUUGUCGCAAAAGAAGAGUGAACUUAAGGCAUUAAAGAAAAAUACAAUAUUAUUGAAGAAAAAAGUACACAAUUGCACCACUGGUAUUAAAAGGGUUCAGACGAAAAUCAAACAGAAAAAAGAGGUUUAA